Tarenaya hassleriana is the source of this 1533-nucleotide messenger RNA. RefSeq names its product probable protein phosphatase 2C 41. Gene Ontology annotation, biological process: protein dephosphorylation. The record is from RefSeq and is a predicted model, not a curated record. Bases 231 to 1271 code for a protein of 346 amino acids. The transcript has 6 exons. Gene Ontology annotation, molecular function: protein serine/threonine phosphatase activity. NCBI's taxonomy places the organism in Eukaryota, Viridiplantae, Streptophyta, Magnoliopsida, Brassicales, Cleomaceae.
AAACAUGUAUAUAUAUACAUGUAUAUAUAUAAGAGAGUCUAGUCUUCAGAGAGUGCAGAGAGGAAAAACCUAGGGGAUCAUGGUGCAGGAGAUGCCAUUCCCGUAAUAUUCGGAACCAAGGAAGGGCAAAACAGGCAGAUUCUCCGAGAAAUAUAAUUAAGGCUUCGGCUAUCUCAAAGGUCCGACCAAAAGAUCCACCGGAAGAAGAACCCUUGAUUUUACCAAAAAAAAUGGUGUUUUUACCGUCGUUUUUGGACGGACUUGCAAGAAAUGCGUCCAUGAAGAGAAGAAAGAAUAUAAUGGAAGAGGAGAGAGGAAAAUAUAUAGCAGAAGAGAUGGCGAAAGAGGCAAAGAAGAAGGCAACUGCUUGUUCUUCAGGCACUGUCCGGUCGGAAUGUUCCAAGAGAUUCGCUUCUGUCUUUUCUCAGAGAGGAGAAAAAGGGAUUAACCAAGAUCGUGCUAUUGUCUGGGAGGGAUUUGGAUGCCAAGAUGACAUAAUAUUCUGUGGGAUGUAUGAUGGGCAUGGACCAUGGGGGCAUGUUAUAGCCAAAAGGGUGAAAAGGUCUUUUCCAUCUUCUCUGUUGUGCCAUUGGCAACAGAUCCUGUCUUCGUCGCCGGAAUAUUCUUCUCCGUUCGAUAUAUGGAAGGAAUCUUACCUGAAAGCAUUCUCAGCCGUCGAUCUUCACCUUAAACUCCUUCCGUCCAUUGAUUCUUACCGCAGUGGUUGCACCGCUCUCUCCGCUGUCCUUCAGGGCAACCAUCUUGUUAUAGCAAACGCUGGUGAUUCACGGGCAGUAAUUGCAACGAAUUCGGGAUUUGGUUACGGUUUGGUGCCGGUUCAGCUCUCGGUAGACUUUAAACCGAACAUUCCCGAGGAAGCAGAACGAAUAAAGAAAUCGGAGGGAAGAGUGUUGUGCCGAGAAGAUGAACCGGGGAUAUACCGGAUGUGCAUGCCAAACCGAGAUUCACCCGGUUUAGCCGUUUCAAGGGCUUUUGGAGAUUACUGUCUCAAGGAUUUCGGUUUGAUCUCCAAACCGGAUGUAACGUACCGAGAGAUAACCGACAAGGACCAAUUUCUGAUACUGGCCACUGAUGGGGUAUGGGAUGUGAUGUCAAACGAGGAAGCAGUAGAGAUAGUGGUGGGUUCGGUUACAGACAGGACAAAGUCGGCGAAGAGAUUGGUGAAGAGAGCUACUCGGCUUUGGCAGAAGAAGAGGAGAGACGUCGCCAUGGAUGACAUUUCUGCUCUCUGCCUCUUCUUUCACCCCUAAACCCUAACUCAUAUGCUUGACCCCACAAAAAUCAACCACGUACCCAUCCAUAUACAUACAAUUUUUUAAUGUACUCGUCGUUAUAUACGUGUGUGUGUGUGUGUGUGUGUGUGUGUAUAUAGAGAGAUAUAAGCAAUGUUUCUGUUUUUCUAAAACCUCAAAAUCCAGUAAUUUUAAGCAAAAUGGAUUUUUACUAAAUUGAAGGAAACAAAUACAGAGCUGAGCUGGCACCCAAAACAGUGAAACUUUGCUUCUGCAUUUA